AUGUUUUCGUGCAGUGUAUGCGAUAAAACCUUUACUAGAAUCUGUAGUCUACACUAUGUUUCCAAUAAGAUUUCAUGCAAUAAUUGUUUUCAAGUGUUCACGCAAAGAGAUAACCUCAUCAGACAUAGUAAAGAAAAACAUCGUUCAAAUAUUAUAAUCCAACAACAACCAACCAUAACCAAGCGAGAAAUUCAAGAUUUUUUGAAACCUACUGAACAAAUUUACGAUUAUAAAGGUAAAUAUCUCAUUUAUAUCUUUGUACCUAUACAU
Messenger RNA from Melanaphis sacchari, 270 nucleotides. RefSeq lists its product as uncharacterized. Lineage: Eukaryota; Metazoa; Arthropoda; Insecta; Hemiptera; Aphididae. The annotation marks the transcript as partial. The transcript is spliced from 2 exons. The record is from RefSeq and is a predicted model, not a curated record.